This is a messenger RNA of Fusarium subglutinans, 3780 nucleotides long. Its product is annotated as trichodiene oxygenase. The record is from RefSeq and is a predicted model, not a curated record. The coding region runs from base 1 to 3780 and encodes 1259 amino acids. NCBI's taxonomy places the organism in Eukaryota, Fungi, Ascomycota, Sordariomycetes, Hypocreales, Nectriaceae. Gene Ontology annotation, molecular function: oxidoreductase activity, acting on paired donors, with incorporation or reduction of molecular oxygen; heme binding; monooxygenase activity. The transcript has 6 exons.
AUGAGUGUUGACAACGCGACAGAAACGGAUGAUCAGAGAGUUAUUGUUUCGGAGUCUGGUACGAUGUUUGGCUUAACGACUUUGGAUAUGUCACCUACUCACGCGCAAUCUGACUCUGAGGCGCCUUUCUCUGGCCCCGUCACUGGAUUCUUGACUGAGACAAUUGAUGUGCCUUCAAUGCCUGUAACGGAUAUCCCCUCUUCCGCCCUUGCCACCUCCACCGGUAUUGUCGAACCACCCGGACGAUCCGUCAUCUUCCUUGUCCAGGCAUCCAGUUAUCAGGAACGCAACAUUCAGAAACGAGAAACUGGAGGUUUUGUUGGCGCUGAUAACCCUGACUUUUGCACCUUUGCUUUGACCUUCAACAUGGGGGACAGCCAACUCUUUGUUGACGAUUUACCGAUAUUUUAUGCUGGUGAGGAUUACAAGGCCCUGGGCAUACAAGAAGAAGACUCUUUUGUCCAGGGCGCUACUACGAGGACCUUUGGAAUUUCUGGCGGAACACUCUUCUUCGAGAACUCAGGCCUACCAAAUGGUGAGGCGGGUUUCUGUCAGGACUCGAGUGGUCAAGUGUACAUCACAUUUACUACUAGUCCUCCUGGAUGUGUCUCAGUUACUCUGGAAGUUUAUGACGGUGACACUACCCACGCUUGCCAAGUUUUAAAUGCUAAUUUGGAUGCAGUUACCGAAUGCCAAAAUGGUCGGCUUGUGGGAUUUGAGACUUCGACCUCUGCUUUGGCAAUCUCCACCGAGGCCAGCACGACUGAGACAGGCGUAGCUGAGAAUGUCAGUUCCGGAGUUUUCAGUGGCAGAGAUAGCGGAGAGCCUACAACAGCAGAAGCAACCGUAUCUACAGAGUUCAGUGCUCUCAGCUCUUCUGACCCGAGUGGUACCUUCUCCAAGUCAUCUGGUUCUAAAGCAUUCACCACUCCUUCCUCCCAGAUUAUUAAUACAUCUGCGUUGGCCUCUUCACCAAUAUUCGGCUCUGUAUCAUCCGCCGUUUCUUCUCGAAUUUCUGAGACACAUACCUCAGCCUCUUCUUCCGUAUCUGGUACUGCAGCAUUUUCCACCGUUUUCCCCCAAGGUAUUAGUUCAACUGCUUCAGCCUCUGGCCUUGGAACGUCAACUAUCGUUUCUACCCAGAUUGGUGAGACACCUACCUCAGCCUCUUCUUCUAUAUCUGGCACUGCAGCAUUUUCCACCGGUUUCCCUCAAGGUCUUAGUUCAUCUGCUUUGGGUACUUCUGGUCUUAGAGUGCCCACCACGAUUUCUUCCCAGAUUGAUGAUAUAUCUACCUCUACCCCUUCUUCUGUAUCUGGUACUGGAUCAUCUUUCACUAUUUCCCUAGAAGCUAUCAGUUCAUCUGCUUCAGCCUCUGACCUCGGAACCUCAACUAUCGUUUCUACCAAGAUUUUUAAUACACCUGCCCCAACCUCUUCGCAGACGGAGACGCAGACAUUCGGCUUCUUGACAUCAACUAUUCUUUCUUCCGAGCUUACCGAAUCCUCUGCCAGCUUGGAGUCAUCCAUUCUCUACAGCGAAUCAAACACUGAGGUAUCAUCAUCCACAGAGGCAUUGUCGUCUGCUAAGGCAUUGUCGUCUGCUAAGGCAUCGCCGUCUACUGAGGCAUCAUUACCUACUGAAGCAUCAUUAUCUACUGAGGCAUCAUUAUCUACGGAGGCAUCAUUAUCUACGGAGGCAUCAUUAUCUACGGAGGCAUUAUCGUCUACCGAGAUGGAGGGAUCAAGUCUGCUCACAACCACGUCGAAUGAGCUAACCGGCGCGACCUCUGCAACCUUUGGCUCGACCUCAGAGACCUCGCCAGAGCCAACUAGUUCAGACAGUUUAGACACGUCCUCAAGCGCUGAAGAGACAACUUCAGAUACAUCGACAACAAUCUCAAGGUCUUCAACAGAAAUCACAACUACAAGUACAGAGGCUAGUACUACCACUACAGAAGUCAUGACGAGUACAACUACUGCAGCACCGCAGAGCGAGUGCCAAAGCGCAAGCAGUCCAUACACCGUCCAGGGUGUCGACUUUGAUCUCUCUUGUGACGGCGUUAUUAUAGGCGGUACUUCGGUGGGAGUAGCUCCGGCAACCGAUUUCAACCAGUAUACACCCGAUGAUCGAUCGGUGGAUGAAACGCUGCCCCAUUUCCGAGCACAAAAAUGGGUCUUUUUGAAUCACAUAUCCAUUAUGUCGACUCUCGUCAGCAUGGAGCAAAAUUCAGUGUUGCCAUGGGCCAAUAUUACAGCUGCUGUGUUCCAGACCAUUGCUUAUCUGGUCGUUAUUUGGAUUGCUUAUCGUAUGGUACUGGUAAUUUACAACAUCUCGCCAUUACAUCCUCUGCACCGCUUUCCCGGGCCCAAGAUUGCUGCAGCGAGUUAUCUGUACGAGGCAUAUUAUGAUUGGUGGCGAGUAGGGCGAUAUGGACACGAAAUCCGUCGCAUGCACGAGCGUUAUGGUCCAAUUGUGCGGAUAAACCCGGAUGAACUACAUUGCUCGGACCCGUACUUCACGGACGAGAUCUAUGCUGGGCCCGGCCGAAUCCGCGAUAAAUGGCAGCACCAGCUGAACACGGGGGGCGCUGGUCCCGUUUCUGUGACUGGUUUCUCAACAGUCAAUCACGAAAUUCACCGCAUGAGGAAAGGAGCCUUGUCUAAGUAUUUCUCUCGCCAGCAGAUGCUCAAGCUCGAAGGCGAGGUGAUGGAGUUUGCACAGAUGACUGUUGACAAGAUGCUUCGAUACGCUGGUGGAGAGCCUUUUGACGUGAAGGAAGCCUUUAACUGCUUUACGGCAGAUAUCAUGUCUCAGUACGCUUUUGGUGAAUCCAUGGGCUUCAUCGCUCAGGAUGGUUGGGAACCGAAUCUGGCUACUUGGGUCAAGUCUUUCUUCCAGAGCGCCUACAUGAUGAGACAUAAUGUCUUUGCAAGGAAGAUGGCUCAGCUUCUUCCGUUCCUGUCUGACUACUUAGGUGAGGACAUCAAAGCAGUCAUGAGACAGAUGAAUGUUGUCAUUCCAGGGUAUAUCGCGGCUGCCUUGAAGAACCCCGAGGGAGGAAGAGUUUUCGCCGAUGUGAUGGAGUCAAAAGCAUUACCAGAGUCGGAGAAAUCCAUGUAUCGGCUAUCGGGAGAGGGGUUCAAUUUCCUCCUAGCCGGCACCGAAACUACUGCCGCCAUUCUGACGGUCAUCACCUACUAUCUUCUGGCUCAGCCUCUGACAUAUAGACGAUUGAUGGCCGAUCUCGAAGGGAUCGACCCACAAACCCUCAAGUGGACUGAGCUCGAGCAACGUCCUUACCUCUGGGCCGUCAUCCAUGAAGCUCUUCGUGUGAUGCCUGGUGUAUCCCACCGUUCAGCCAGGAUUGCCCGCGAAGAAGAUCUGUUUUACACAAGUAAGGAUGGUAAUGUUGAGUGGGUGAUUCCAAGAGGCACUCCCAUUGGAAUGACUUCAAUGAUCAAUCAUUGGGAUAAGGAAAUCUUUCCCAAUCCGGACGAGUUCACACCAGAGAGAUGGUUGGCGGGAGGGAAGCCUAACUUCAAACUACAGAAGCUCUUGAUUGCCUUUGGCAAGGGUAGUCGUGCAUGCAUUGGUGAAAACCUCGCUUAUUGCGAAGUCUAUAUCAUGGCAGCUUUGCUCGCUCUUCGAGUUAUCCCCAGGGCGCGUCUAUAUGAGACAACAAUUGAUGAUAUCACAUACGACCAUGACUUGAUUGUAGUUCAAACAAAGAAGGGUUCUAUAUCCGUCCGUAUUGCUAUCUCAGAAGUCGUAAUCUAG